Psammomys obesus (fat sand rat) is the source of this 9141-nucleotide messenger RNA. It is a transcript of the gene Trim66, whose product is annotated as tripartite motif containing 66. The record is from RefSeq and is a predicted model, not a curated record. The coding region runs from base 169 to 3906 and encodes 1245 amino acids. Gene Ontology annotation, molecular function: zinc ion binding; protein binding. Lineage: Eukaryota; Metazoa; Chordata; Mammalia; Rodentia; Muridae. The transcript has 20 exons.
AGGAGUAGCAUUGGCACCUCUGAACAGUCCCUGUUACUGGGAGAGCAAUUCCCCUGGUGGUUGGAAAGAGUAGAGCUCAUCUCCUGUCCAGGAUGUCGGCAAGUCUAUCUUACCAGAGAUGUAACUGAACAUAUUUUUCUUCAGUACUUUUCUCCUAGGCAACCCACAAUGGCCAGGAACUGCUCUGAGUGCAAGGAGAAGAGGGCGGCACACAUUCUCUGCACUUACUGCAAUCGAUGGCUGUGCAGCUCCUGUACAGAGGAACACCGGCAUGUCCCAGCCCCAAGCAGCCCACUCUUCUCUCGGGCACAGAGGGGAUCCUCAGGGGUGAAUGGUGGUGGCUCCGGGGACUUCGUUCUGUAUUGCCCUCUGCACACACAGGAGGUGCUGAAGCUGUUCUGCGAGACCUGCACUGUGCUCACCUGCCACAGCUGCCUAAUGGUGGACCACAAAGAGCACAGGUGUAGACACGUCGAAGAAGUUCUGCAAAAUCAGAGGAUGCUCCUGGAAAGCGUGACCACGCAGGUGGCACAUAAGAAAUCCAGCCUACAGACAUCUGCAAAGCAAAUCGAGGACAGGAUUUUUGAAGUGAAGCAUCAGCAUAGGAAGGUGGAAAACCAGAUCAAAAUGGCCAAGAUGGUCCUCAUGAAUGAGCUGAACAAACAGGCCAACGGGCUCAUAGCGGAGCUGGAGGGCAUUACUAAUGACAGAAAGCAGAAGCUGGAGCAGCAGUUACAGAGCAUCAUGGUUCUCAACCGUCAGUUUGAGCAUGUGCAGAAUUUCAUCAAUUGGGCUGUCUGCAGCAAAACCAGCAUCCCUUUCCUUUUCAGCAAAGAGCUGAUUGUGUUUCAGAUGCAGCGGUUGUUGGAGACGAGUUGUAACACAGACCCUGGCUCUCCCUGGAGCAUCAGAUUCACCUGGGAGCCCAACUUCUGGACCAAGCAGCUGGCUUCCCUUGGCUGCAUAACCACUGAAGGAGGACAGGUGACCCGGACAGAUGCAGCGUCUGCUGCUUAUGGGAGUUUACAGGGGCAGUCGUCCUUCUACCAGAGCCACCAGGGGCCCCUGACUCAGCAGGAGGCUCUCAGCCACCCCCAACACAAGUUCCAGCCUCCAGCACUUUGCUCCUCAUCUGUCUGCUGUUCCCACUGCUCCCCAGUCUCGCCGUCCCUCAAAGGCCAGGUCCACCCACCCAGUAUCCACCCAGCUCACAGUUUCAGGCAGCCUUCCGAAAUGGUGCCCCACCAGCUGGGGUCCCUGCAGUGUUCCGCUCCGCUGCCCAGAGAGAAAGAGCUGGCCUGCAGUCCUCAGCCACCCAAACUGCUGCAGCCCUGGCUGGAAACAUCGCCUCCUGCAGAACAGGAGAGUACACCCCAGCGUGCAGGGCAGCAGCUGAUAUCCCAGCCUGUGUGCAUCGUUCCUCCGCAAGAUGUUCAGCCAGGAGCUCAUGCCCCGCCCACCAUACAGACGCCCUCCAUUCAGGUUCAGCUGGGCCACCACCAGAAGCUAAAGCUCAGCCACUUUCAGCAGCAACCACAGCAGCAGCCACCACCCCCGCCACCUCCGCCUCCUCCACCCCCGCAGCAUGCACCCCAGCCCUUGCCUUCAUCCCAGCACCUGGCUUCCAGUCAGCAUGAGAGCCCUCCCGGGCCUGCCUGUUCCCAGAACGUGGACAUUAUGCACCACAAGUUUGAGCUGGAGGAGAUGCAAAAGGAUUUGGAACUUCUCCUGCAGGCCCAGCAGCCCAGCCUGCAGCUGAGUCAGACCAAGUCUCCUCAGCAUCUUCAGCAAACCAUCGUAGGGCAGAUCAACUACAUCGUGAGGCAGCCAGCACCUGUGCAGUCCCAAAACCAGGAGGAUACCCUGCAGGUUACAGAGGAGCCACCAACAUCUGAGGGCCCAAAGCCAGCUCUACCUGUUGACAAGAGUACUGCUGCUGCCUUGCCCCAGACAUCUGGGGCAGAGACCCCUCACAGUGUCCCGCCGGUGGACAGCGCCUCCCAGCACUCCUCUCCAAAUGUGGUGAGAAAGCAUUCCACCUCCGUGAGCAUCAUGGGCUUUUCCAACACCCUGGAGAUGGAGUUGUCAUCUGCCAGGCUGGCGAGGGCCAUAGAGCCACCCGUCCACAGGGUGAGCAGCCUGAUAGCCGGCCCCUCCCACUCAAUUCCGAGCCUGCUGAGUGGCCCACCACAAACUGUGUCCAGCCUGCUGAACGUUUCAAACCGUGCCGUGCCAAGCCUGACCGCCAGUCACCUGCAGCCAGCGCCAAACCUUGUGCGCAGCACAUUCCAGCCCAUGCCCAACCUGAGGGGUGAUUCUUCCCAGGUCAUCACAAGCCUGCCAAGCAAUCACUCCCAGGCCGGGCCUAGCCUAAUGUCUGGGCAUACCCAGGCUGUGCCGAGUCUGGCCGCUUGUUCUCUGCAGGGCAUGCCUCCGGUUUCUGAUGUGCAUGUGGAGACUAGAUCCAUUUCCAGUCCUGGCUCUGGCCAACCUGCUGAGAGCCUGGGCCCCAGGGAUGGGGCUGAGUCCUCCCUGGAGAAUGCCUUGUGUAAGAUGGAAAGGGAGGAUUGCACUCGCUUCAUAGACUCAGUAGGACAAGGCCCGAGAGCCUCCAGUCUGGAUGGUCCAAAGGAUUUAGCUAUUCCCUCAGAACUGGAGGAACCAAUUAACCUCUCCGUGAAAAAACCUUUCCUGGCACCAGUGAUCAACACAUCUACUGCCCUGCAACAGUACCGGAAAACAAAAGAAUGUGAGAAUGUUGAACAAGGAGCCCUAGCUCUGGAGACAAAAGAGAAUUCAAACAUCAGAGCCCGCAGUAGUGAGCCCAAGAUUCCCUAUGUGCGACUGGAGCGGCUCAAGAUCUGUGCUGCCUCAUCAGGAGAGACACCCGUGUUUAAGCUGAAGCCCCAGAAGAAUAGCCAGGAUGGGAGCUUCCUGCUGGUGAUCGAGUGUGGCACGGAGUCCUCCAGUAUGUCCAUUAAGGUCAGCCAGAACAACCUGCCUGAAGCCACCCAAGGCCCAGGUCUGGGGGGAAGAAAAGUCACUGUCACAUCUCUGACUGGGCAGCAGCCACUAGAGGUGGACAGCACAUCUUCUGAAGAACAAAGACUCAUUCCGAGAACUCCAGGAGCCAAAAAGUGCACCCCAGUCCCCAUAGAGAAUGAGGACUUCUGUGCUGUGUGCCUCAAUGGUGGGGAGCUGCUGUGCUGUGACCGCUGCCCCAAAGUGUACCACCUUUCCUGCCAUGUGCCAGCCCUGCUCAGCUUCCCAGGGGGAGAGUGGGUGUGCACCCUGUGCCGCAGCCUGACGCAGCCUGAGGUGGAGUACGACUGUGAGAAUGCCCGCCUUGGCCAGCCUGGAAUGAGGGCACCUCCCGGCCUGAGCAUGUGGGACCAGAAGAAGUGUGAGAAGCUCGUCCUGUCCCUGUGCUGCAACAGCCUCAGCCUGCCCUUCCACGAGCCAGUCAGCCCCCUGGCCAGGCAUUAUUACCAGAUUAUCAAGAGGCCCAUGGACCUAUCCAUCAUCCGGAGAAAGCUGCAAAAGAAGGACCCAGCUCACUACACCACUCCAGAGGAAGUGGUGUCAGACGUGCGCCUCAUGUUCUGGAACUGUGCUAAGUUCAAUUAUCCUGACUCGGAGGUUGCAGAGGCUGGUCGCUGUCUGGAAGUGUUCUUUGAGGGCUGGCUAAAGGAGAUCUACCCAGACAAAUGUUUUGCCCAGCCCCAGCAAGAGGAUUCGGACUCUGAGGACGUAUCUGGCGAGAGUGGCUGCUCCACCCCUCAGGGCUUCCCGUGGCCUCCCUACACGCAGGAAGGCAUCCAGCCCAAGAGGCGGCGGCGGCAUAUGGAGAAUGAAAAGACAAAGAGAAUGCCAUUUCGCCUGGGCAACAGCAUCUCGCAGGUGUGAGAGCUGGAAGGAAAUGGGGCACUCUGGUGGCUGAUGUCCCAUCCUCUCAACCAACCCUCCCCACCCUUCAGCUUAUUCUCUUCAGAGUGUGACUAUGAGAUGAGUCUUGUUGAGCGUGUAGCGCUCCCUUCAUCAUUUGCAUCUCCAGCAUUUAUUUGGGAGCCAUAGUACAUCUACCAUAAAGAAGAUUUUAGUAAAACAGGGAAGAGGGAGGUAUUCCUUAUUGCCAGAGUAAUCGGACAUAGAGGUUCUGUGCCUCUUCAGGCUCAGGAGGAACUGGCUUCCUCGGUGAGCUCUCGGCUGUGGAGAGCACCCUUUGCUCACCUCUCAGCAGCCAGGACUCAGGAGCAUUGUGCGCGUCUGAACUCUCCUGGCUUAGAUGGGGGUAUGAGAAAGGAAGCGAGGUUUGGAUAUAUGGCAGGCCUGUGGUCCCUGUCCCAGCACAGCCAAAGACUGUCACUGUUUGCCUUUGCUCGUCCUGUUGGGACAGAGGCAUCUGCCACUGGCAGAAUAAUGGAGGCUUCUCGAGGCCCUAGGUCUCAAUUGGUGCCUAUUUGGGUUCUAACGGUUUUCAGGGUAUUUGCUUUUCAUGUUCGCUUUCCCAAGUAGGACUUAGGUGGUCACUGUGAAAUGCUAUGUGUGGUUUGGCACUCUUGCUGGGUGGUCGUGCAAAGACCAGUCCCCACUCACACCCAGAAGAUGCCAGCUUCAGAGUCUGUCCCUCUGUGUCCUGACUCUGGGCUAAUAGCACUCCAGAGCCUGCCUUCCCAGACAUGACUAUUAUGACACACAGUGGCUCUUCUUUGAUCCUCUCUGUUCAGACAUUGGCAUCUCCAGUUCUACUUGGGAGAAGUGUGAUGUGUCUGUUGCAGGUACAGGGUUCCCUGGCAAGAAUGAGCCACAGCCAGUGCAGUGUGCCAGGCCUCUCCUGCCCACAAUUCUAGUUGUCUACUUUUUCAUACAGCCAAAGAUCAGAACUGUGGCCAUGUUGCUGACGGCCCAGAAGCAGCCAACACUGUCCCCCCCCCCCCCCCUUUUUUUUUCUGUUGAAGCUUGGAGAAGGCUUCAGUGUCCCGUAGGAGUCUGCUUCGACAUUCACAGGCUCAGGGCAGAGAAGGGGAAAAUGGAGAGAUGAGAAGCUGGUAUCCUUUGGUGACCCUGAGGCAGCCUUAGGGUUAUAGUUCUCUCAGAAUGUAGAAAGGCAUUCUGGAAGCAUGAGAACAGAGAGGUGGCAAUAGAGUUGCAGGCUACAUUGUAGACAGAUCACUACACUGUAGGCAGGGUGUUUGUUUAUUUAGGUUUUUUCAAGACAGGGUUUCUCUGUGUAUUCUUGGCUGUCUUGGACUCACUUUGUAGACCAGGCUGGCCUCGAACUCACAGAAAUCUGCCAUAAGCAGCAUGUUUGUGAGGAAGCUUCUGAGACACAUACAGGCUUCUUCCCAAACAAGGGCUUGGUUGGGGAAGGACCUAUUGAUUGUAUUGCUGGUGGAGCUGUGGACCUGGCAUUUCAGUGGCCUGGUCCUGAGGCACAGCUGGCUGAUUUCAGGGGACUUUUUUUUGCAAAGAGUUUAAGGAAGUGAUUAUUCAUAGGGCCUUUGCUGGGAAGCAAUUUUCUUUUUACCAGAAAACUUUUCUUCUUUCCCUGUGAAUCAACAAAAGCACUAUUGGACUGAGGGAACAUCUUCACCUCAAGGCAAGGCCCGCCCACUGCCCACUGUCACUCAGCAGAGCUCCCAAGCUCUCCCCAGUAGCUGGGCCUCCAUGUCCUGCUGUCCAGUUCCAGCAGUGGGGCCUUCGGCUCGCCGUAGUCAGGUAGCCUUUGAAAGCAGGCUUUGCGCCUGUGUUCACACAGCCUUUUGGUUUGGGGCUUUGGCUGUUUCUCUUUUGACUUCUGCAUCUUUUUCUCUGACUGUUCUGGUGAGGUUCCUUCUGUCCUGACCUGCCUUUGAACAUCUUACUUUUCUGUAACCCAUAUUCCUCCUGCUUUAUGGUGUUUGGCACUGGAAAGCCACUGAAUGCUCUGAUAGCCUGACAGGCUUUCCUGGACUGGUUGGAGAUUGUGGCCAUAAAACAGAAAUGCCUGGUUCAAAGUUUGGCUUCUCUUGUCUUGAUACAGCUUGUGGCUUGAGUGUGCCCUGUUAGGGCAAGGACCAGUUUCUAGGCUCAGAGGUCUUGAAAAUGUGGUCACUCAUCUGUUCCCUUCUUAUUUUAGAGCCCCUCUGUGCGGAGAUGCCCCCUCUGGGCACAUGGGCAGGGCAGAUAAGGAAGAGGGCUGCCCUUCUCUUCAAGGAUAUAAAGCCCUGGUCCACUAUUCCUUCUCUAUACUGGUUAGCUUGUAGAAUUCCUUCUGGAACCAAAUUUUUAAAGUCAUGUUUAAAAUAUUUUUUUUUUACAUGCAAAAAACAGAACUGGAAGUUUAAAAAAUUAAAAACAAAACCAAAUGCCUGUUCACUAAGUAACUUUUGAUCUUCCGCUCUUUAACAUUUUCACUGGAUCCUGCAGUUCCCGUAUGGUCCCAUUGUAAAGUCAGUUAAGCUCUUUGGUCGUGGACAAAGUCAGGCAAUGGAAAUGCGCUGAGUUCUGGUUACUAUACUGUCGGGUGCAGCCCUAGAAGGUUAGAAAUUUGUUUCUGGCUGGGCUGAGAAAUGCGAUAGUAGGGUGGCUUCAGUGGACACAAAGGGGAUUUUAGUGUGAAAAUGGAUACAGGAUUCUCAUACAGAACAUGGGUAGGCCGAGCCUCCUGAAUUCUAACACCAGGUACAUGCCUGCUGUAGGAACCUUGCUGAAUAGCAGCCACCAGGCCCUCCAUGGACAUUGCUCCAUGUGAGACAUUGUUGGAAACCCAGCAAAUGCUGGCUUUCUCGCCCUAGUUUAGCCACAGGUGUUUGUAUGCCUCUUUUUCUGGACUCUGCUCCACUCCCACCCUUACUGUGCUGGUCCUGGAAUGAACUGAGCGGGGUCUUCACCUGUGUCUCUCCAGCCCCACUCACACUUCUGUGCACUUCCUCCCUUGUCCAUCUCCAGGCUGUGUUCUUCUCUUUCAGACUUUCAUUCUUCUCCAGGAUUUCCUCCUCUUUCCAGCCUGCACCCAGGGCCCUUAGGUUCUUAUUAGCACCUGGAAUUUUCCUAACCUCUCCAGCUUGUACUUUCUCCAUUUUCCACGUCAGCCUGCUUUAUGUUCCUUUUCGGCUCCUAACUCAGUAUUGACUGGAAGUUCUUGGAAUUGGUAUUAUUGUAUCUUUGAUCUAUGUCCUUUAUCUUUGCUAUUAGCCAACAACAGCUCACCAUUUGCUUCCCUGAAGAGAGCUCCUACGGCCCGGGCUUCCGGCCCACUCUCCUUCUUCCUGUUGACCAGUGUGUGAGAAUCCUGCCUCACUUCCUUUCCCGUACUUCUUCUUUUGCGUUUUUCUUAUUCUGACUGUGUUCUCCGAGGCUGUCUCUUACUUACUCUGCAUGCUCUCUCUCCUUUGCUUACCUCUACUUAGCCUAUCAAAAACUUCUGUAAAUAUUAAAACAGAAAUGUCACAUCUGUGUCAUAGACCUUUCCCUCAUCCAUCAUUUUUCUUUCUUUCUUCUCUUUUUGUUUUUUUUUUUUUUUAAGACAGGGUUUCUCUGUUUAACAGUCUUGGCUGUCCUGAAACUCUCUUUGUAGACCUGGCUGGCCUUGAACUCACAGAGAUCCGUCUGCCUCUGCCUCCUAAGCACUGGGGAUUAAAGGCAUGUGCCACCAUGCCUGGCUCUCAUCAUUUUUCUUUUAAAAUAGACUAUUUGGCUGGUGUGGUGGCAUACACCCUCCCAGCAUUUGGGAGGCAGAGACUAGUUGAUCUCUGUGAGUUCAAGGCCAGCUUGGUCUACAUAUGCAUUCCAGGCCAGCGAGGGCUACCCAGUAAGACCCUGUCUCAAAAAGCAAACAACAAAAGAAUAUUUUCCUUUUAUUGUCCUUCCUCUUUAGUCCUCUAUAGGUUUCCAUAGGAGGCACCAAGUGGCCAUACAGUUGCCAAAUGAAAUGAAUGCCUUUCACUUUUCAACUGUCUCGAACUCCUCACAACAUCCUCAUCCUCCCUUCAUGCUGCACUCUCUUCACUCAUCACUUAGGAUAUCCUGGGUUGCUACAUUAGCUUUUGCUCAGCCACAAAGGAUGGGCUUGUUUGAAACUGAGACAGAGGAAUGUGUCUGGCUCUUGUCAUUUUCUCCUUUCCAGGGCCUGGGUAAGCAAGAAGACUCAUAGGUGCUCCUGACUCCUCUCUGUUUUUUAUGAAUCCCUUCUUCCUGAUUUGGUUCUCUUCUGAUGAGCUUGCUCAUGAGCACCUGUAGAAAGCUCUGCAGCUGAGCCUUUCCCUCUGUUGCUCCCAGGAGAAUAUAGACAGACCUGCUUGUUAAGAGCGCCCACCUCAGUCAGCCUAAGUGGUGGCUGGAUUUUGCAGCUUGCAACCUGCCAUCUGGACAACUCACCACUGUGAUCCACACCAGUUGGAAGCUGCCUCAGUCAGCAGGAAGCUGAAGAUCAUGAGAAGGCAUGCUUCUAUGUAUGGCUGCAUGCCGUGGUGAGGACAGUCCUAGUGUGUGUUGGGGGGUGUCUGCCACCAUGACCUUUUUGAGGGAGGGGAGACUGAGCAGUGCUGAGGUUCCUCACCUGAGCUGAGCCUGGCUCCCCCAGACCCCUCCCAUGGGUCUUUCUCACCUGUGUUGGUCAUCCUCCAUCUGCUUGCUUUAGAUAUUAUGGGUCCUGGAGGCAGACGGUAGCUGCUUUCUUGGAGACAUUGUAGAAGGAUACCUGACUUGAGUUUGAGAAUCUCGGUUUUGGCGUCGCCAGUGAUGAGAGGUGUGACCGUGAGUGCAGUUCCCUCGUCUACAAAGUUAGGGAUCUCUCAGAGGUUCUACAGUUCUAAACAUGAUAACUAUAAUCCCAAGUAUGAAGCUCAGGCCACAGGACAGAGGAACUCUGUGGGUGGGGACAUAGCUAGGGAAGUCCCAGCCAGGCAGGGCAACAGUCUCUACAGGCCAAAGUGUGCUGCUUUGAAGAAAGUCUUCACUGGCUGGUGCUGCUUCUUGAGCCGUAUACCCCGAGCUGUAUGCUUCUCGGGUGCCUGGACAUGUUCCUCCCAUGUCCUUCCUAGAGUGCUCAUUUGAUCCACAGUGGCUGGGGGCACAAGGAAGGGAUGUAAGGGGAAGCAUAAUUGAUUUUAAAUAAACACUCACAUUCAAAAUCAAAUAAAAAAUAGCACUUUUCUUUUA